Aspergillus pseudotamarii is the source of this 1569-nucleotide messenger RNA. Its product is annotated as major facilitator superfamily domain-containing protein. Gene Ontology annotation, molecular function: transmembrane transporter activity. Lineage: Eukaryota; Fungi; Ascomycota; Eurotiomycetes; Eurotiales; Aspergillaceae. The transcript is spliced from 3 exons. Gene Ontology annotation, biological process: transmembrane transport. The record is from RefSeq and is a predicted model, not a curated record. The coding region runs from base 1 to 1569 and encodes 522 amino acids.
AUGGUUGACCCCAGACAAAGCCCGGGCACGUCGUCAAGGAAUAUUCACAAUGAACGAACAGCAAGCGAUGGCCACGAGAAGACCGGCGGUGCGGAAUAUUCCAUCUUCAGCCGCCAUGAGAAAGUCUGCUUUAUCUCCUUCACGAGCUUCGGUAUGGUGGUCUGUAUGAUGGGAACUAACAGCUAUCUCCCUGUACUGCCGAUACUCGAACACGAAUACCGCGUGACGCCUACACUGAUUAACCUAACGAUUACUGUAUUCAAUAUUAUACAGGGGAUUGUGCCAGCUUUGAUGUCUACGCUUUCUGACCUUCAUGGGCGGCGCCUGGCAUGGAUUCUCGCACUAUCAAUCUAUAUCAUGGCAAAUAUUGGCCUUGCGUUACAGAAGAGCUACGUGGCACUGAUUAUCCUACGGUGUCUUCAAAGUGUGGGCAGUAGUUGUGCGAUCCCAUUUGGAUUUGCCUUUGCUGCGGACAUUGCAUCGCCUGCGGAGAGGGGCAGAUACAUAGGUCCCAUGCAUGGCUGUGUAAUGGCUGCAUUCGCAUUUGGACCGGUCAUUGGGGGAUUGCUAGCGAGCCAUCUUGGCUGGAGGAGUGUGUUCUGGUUUCUAGCCAUCAGCAGCGGGUGCUUUUUCGCCUUAUACGUAAUAUGUAUCCCAGAAACUGCUCGGACCGUGGUUGGGAAUGGGUCAUUGACUCCGCAUAAUCGGUGGAGGAGAUCGGUCAUGCAGAAUUGCCGGUAUAGCCAGCGCAGUUCUAUGGGCGAAUGCUCUCCGAAGGACGAAAAGCACUCUGGCCAUGGCCAAAGAAAGGAGGAUGCAGCGACUACCUUGUCGACCGUAUUCAGGGCAUUUAUCAUCCUCAAACACAAGGAGGCCCUCAUUCUGAUCGUAUACACCAGCCUGCUUUAUUUUGGAAUAUCCGCUCUGUGGGCGACGACUGCAAACAACUAUGGCGAGCUAUACCAGCUCAGUACUCUGCAAGUCGGGUUGUCCUAUCUCCCUUUUGGGAUUGCUGGCGGCCUUGGCUCGGCAAUUAGCGGGAGACUGGUUGACCUCAAUUACCGCCGGAUUUCCAGAAACCGCAGUGCGGCCGGUGACCUCCAUUCUGUCGGCAGUGACAGAUCCGGAGAUUUCCCAAUCGAAGUAGCCAGGCUACAAAUCGCGCUGCCUCAUAUGUUCCUGGUUGCGGUGGGCUUUGCUGUCUAUGGCUGGAUGGUGGAGAAACGGCUGCCCCUUGUGGUACCGCUUAUCUGGCAGGGCAUCAUCGGGCUGUGUGGAAACUCAUUAUUGGGAAUUCUAUACACCCUCCUGAUAGAUCUUUUCCCUGGUCAGGCGGCGGCGGCUUCGGGAGCUGCUGACUUCAUCCGAUGUUGGCUGGGUGCCCUCUCUGCCGCCCUUAUCAAUGACAUGUUGUCUAGUAUGGGGUGGGGCUGGUGCUUCACGCUGAUCGGGCUACUUCUAGUUGCUAUGUUACCGUUGAUUGCUCUUGAAUAUAUAUACGGUAUGUCUUGGAGACAGCAGCGAGAGAUGAGCCACUCAUCUGCCCAGAGUAAACAGGGCGACAGCUGA